Messenger RNA from Blastocystis hominis, 621 nucleotides. RefSeq lists its product as hypothetical. The record is from RefSeq and is a predicted model, not a curated record. The transcript is spliced from 7 exons. Gene Ontology annotation, molecular function: syntaxin binding. Gene Ontology annotation, biological process: retrograde transport, endosome to Golgi; Golgi to vacuole transport. The coding region runs from base 1 to 621 and encodes 206 amino acids. Gene Ontology annotation, cellular component: GARP complex. Lineage: Eukaryota; Bigyra; Opalinata; Blastocystidae.
AUGGCACGUCCUGUGGAAGAGAGUAUGAAGUUCUCCCUCCAGAGUGUGAAAAUAUCCACUCAGAUUCGAAAGAAAAUGAUCGAUUCUGCCUAUUUGGACAAUGCAAACUUGACAUCUGUAACACUGACUCCCAAUUCUCGUCGUCCAUUGGUUUCGACUCAGCCGUAUGGAUAUCUGCAAGAAUCCUAUAUAGAGCUCCAAAAGCAAUUAAAAAAUGAGCAGCAGCAGGUGAAGUCUGUGAGCGACUGUGAAGUGGAGCUGCGCAUUUGUUUUGACUCUGUUCCUCAGAUUUUCUUUGAUAGCGAUUUCGAUUUGUCAGAUCCGGUGAUGUUCAGCGUUGUGUUGGAUCCCAAUGAGCAUUUCAAACUCACCGGGUAUCUAGACCUUGUGGAGGUCUGCCUGAACGAGCAAAUCUCUAUUCAAUCCGACUCGCUGUUCGCAGCGAUCAAGCAGCUUCAGGAGUUUCAAGUUCAUGUUUCAGAAACUUUGCAGGCGAUUCAUGGCUUAUCAGGCUCUAUGCAAGCGAUCCAGUCGCGGCAUACAAUUCCUCCUCUUCUAAUUCCUGUCUAUUUACGUCGUAUUCAGAAUCUUCGAAAGGUGCAAAAGAUCGUGCUGUUUUGA